Aspergillus mulundensis is the source of this 522-nucleotide messenger RNA. RefSeq names its product glycine decarboxylase subunit H. The transcript is spliced from 3 exons. Lineage: Eukaryota; Fungi; Ascomycota; Eurotiomycetes; Eurotiales; Aspergillaceae. The coding region runs from base 1 to 522 and encodes 173 amino acids. Gene Ontology annotation, cellular component: cytoplasm; mitochondrion; glycine cleavage complex. Gene Ontology annotation, biological process: protein lipoylation; glycine decarboxylation via glycine cleavage system. The record is from RefSeq and is a predicted model, not a curated record.
AUGUCUGCCGCCGCUCGAGUUAUCCGCCCCUUUGCCUCUCGCGCCCUUGCGCAGAAGCUCCCUUUGAGCUCCGUCCGCAGGGUCUCGCCCGCAGCCGGUUUCCCGCGGGGAACAGUCCGCAGCUUUUCGCGGAGCGCUUUCUUGGAAGUGAAGAAGUACACCGAGUCCCACGAAUGGAUCGAGCUCGCCGAUGACGGCAAGACUGCCAAAAUUGGAAUCACAGAAUACGCCGCCAAGUCCCUCGGUGACGUUGUCUUCGUCGAGCUCCCCGAGGCAGGCGCUGAAGUCGCUGCCGGCGAACCCGUUGGCGCCGUCGAGUCCGUCAAGUCCGCUUCGGACGUCCUCUCUCCCGUUUCCGGUGUGGUGAAGCAGGGCAACGAGAUCCUCAAUGACAAGGCCAAGUUCAUCAACGAGAGCCCCGAGGGUGAUGCCUGGAUUGCCGAGAUUGAGGUCAAAGAUGUUGCUGAGAUCGAUGGACUGCUUGAUGCCGAUGCUUACAAGGCCACCAUUGACGAGGAGUAA